AUGUACGAACUGUCGUUCAAGUUCCUCGGCGGUGGCUACCUGAAGCUGAGAGUCAACCGAGAAAUGGUGUUCAUCAAUCCAUACAGCGCGAGCUCCCUAGCUCCUCCCGCGGCUGCUCCGGAAGUGUUCGAGUUCGUUGGCAUCAGGCGCGAUCGCGAGAAGGAGAAAGCGGAACGGCAGGAGAGAAUGACAAAUUCGCGCCGCUCGCCAUCACCCCGCGAGAGUUGGUUUGAGAUGAACCAUCCUAUGGGAUCUUGA
Fonsecaea pedrosoi CBS 271.37 is the source of this 258-nucleotide messenger RNA. RefSeq lists its product as uncharacterized. The coding region runs from base 1 to 258 and encodes 85 amino acids. The record is from RefSeq and is a predicted model, not a curated record. NCBI's taxonomy places the organism in Eukaryota, Fungi, Ascomycota, Eurotiomycetes, Chaetothyriales, Herpotrichiellaceae. The transcript has a single exon.